Messenger RNA from Pipistrellus kuhlii (Kuhl's pipistrelle), 4344 nucleotides. It is a transcript of the gene P2RY4, whose product is annotated as pyrimidinergic receptor P2Y4. Gene Ontology annotation, cellular component: plasma membrane. Lineage: Eukaryota; Metazoa; Chordata; Mammalia; Chiroptera; Vespertilionidae. Gene Ontology annotation, molecular function: G protein-coupled purinergic nucleotide receptor activity; G protein-coupled UTP receptor activity. Gene Ontology annotation, biological process: transepithelial chloride transport; G protein-coupled receptor signaling pathway. The record is from RefSeq and is a predicted model, not a curated record.
GGCCCUCUGCCUGCUGAGGAGGAGGGUGACAGAGUCAGCUGGGCUCAGCUUCAAGGGGACAAGGUAGGAGACCUGCCAAAUUUCUUGGGAGGGACCAUGGCCAGUGCAGAAUCCUCACUGCUCACAACCCCAGGGCCCAACUCAGAUCCUGGCAACAGUGAGGUGGAGCUGGACUGCUGGUUUGAUGAAGAGUUCAAGUUCAUCCUGCUGCCUGUGAGCUACGCAAUUGUCUUCGUGCUGGGUCUAGUCCUCAAUGCUCCAACUCUCUGGCUCUUCCUCUUUCACCUCCGACCCUGGGAUGCAACGACCACCUACAUGUUCCACUUGGCUUUGUCAGACACUUUGUAUGUGCUGUCACUGCCCACCCUCGUCUACUAUUAUGCAGCCAGAAACCACUGGCCCUUUGGCACUGAGCUCUGCAAGUUCAUCCGCUUCCUCUUCUACUGGAACCUCUACUGCAGUGUCCUUUUCCUCACCUGCAUCAGUGUGCACCGCUACCUUGGAAUCUGCCACCCCCUGAGAGCAAUACGUUGGGGCCGCCCAAGACUUGCAGGCCUUCUCUGCCUGGCAGUUUGGUUGGUUGUAGCCAGCUGUCUUGUACCCAAUCUGUUCUUUGUCACAACCAGCUCCAGGGGGGAUACCAUCCUGUGCCAUGACACCACUCGGCCUGAGGAGUUUGACCAUUAUGUCCACUUCAGCUCAAUAAUCAUGGUGCUGCUCUUUGGCAUACCCUGCGUGGUCACUCUUGUCUGCUAUGGGCUCAUGGCCCGGCGCCUGUAUCGGCCUUUGCCAGGGGCUGCCCAGUCAUCUUCUCGUCUGCGUUCUCUCCGCACCAUUGCAGUGGUUCUGACUGUCUUUGCUGUAUGCUUUGUGCCUUUCCACAUCACCCGCACCAUUUAUUACAUGGCAAGGCUGUUGGAAGCUGAUUGCCAGGUGCUGAACAUUGUCAAUGUGGUAUACAAAGUGACCCGGCCUCUGGCCAGCGCCAAUAGCUGCCUGGAUCCUGUGCUCUACUUGCUCACUGGGGACAAGUAUCGUAGGCAGCUCUGGAGGCUCUGUAGUGGUGGUACCUCCCAGCCCCCCAGGGCUGCCUCCUCCCUGGCACUAGUGUCCCUGCCUGAGAGUAGCAGCUACAGGAGGACAACAGUCCAGGACAGUGGCUGCGCUACCCCUAGGGCAGAAAAAUUGUAGCACUGGAAGCCUGGAAGGAAGAGAAAAGGGGGUGAGUGCAGGGCAGAGGUGAGGGAUCCUCAUGGUGACAACUCAAAUUGUUGCCUCCUCUUCAUUCCCAGGUUCUGGUGAGAGACCCUCCCUCUGAGGGUUAGGGGGAGCCAGGAAAAUCAUGUGUGAUCCCCAUCUCUCAUAAAUCCUUCAGUUGUCCUCUACUUUUUAGCCAAAGGCAGUAGCAGCCACUCUUUCUCCUCUACAUCUUCCUCUAAGUUUCCUUGGGCCAUUGGUCCUGUUUCUUGAUCCUAGGAGACUUCCUGGAACCCUUCCCCAGCUUUCCUUUCUCCCACAUCCUUGUAUAGCAUGCUUUACUCCAGUCAGACCAGAGCAUUCAAGUGGAAGAGUGGAGAAGCUGGAGUAAUCUCAGGGUUGGCCUGAUUUAUCUGACAGUGACAGCCAGAACCAGGAGGUAGGGGCACUAGCAUGUCACAAAUGCCAAGGAUCUGACAUAUGUAGCUCCCAUAACCACUUCCUGGUUUCCCUGUGAGGACAAGAUAGUCUGGCCUACUUAGAUGCUGAAAUAGGGCACAAUCCAAGACAGCCUGCAGGGUCUCCACAUGCAGCUGGAGGCAUGGCACUGUUGAACUGGUGUGUAGCUGUAGGUAGAGAGGGAACCCUGAGUCUUACCAUGGGCUGGGAAUUUUGAAGAGCUUCGAGGGCAGGGCCCAAUCUGAUAAAAGACUUUGGAACAGGAAUGUGACAGGACCUCCUUUAUGAAGUUUGCUGAGAGCAUAUUUGACACUUCUGUAUGUAAUGAAAGGAGGAGGGGAAUGGCUCAGAAUGGGAGGGAAGAUCUUUCAUGUCUAUGGCUGUAAGUUCCAGCAUCAAGGGUAGAGCAGGUUUGUGCAGAGGUUGGGGGUGGUGACAGGGAUUGACGUCAGUGUUCACUGGUUUCUUCCAUUUCUCUAGCUCCUGCCCUAGAUAAAAAAUAAACCUGUCACCAGUUAUUUCAGAUCAGGAUUUAGUGUUUUGAGGCCAGAGAAGGGCACUGGACCAGGACAGCUCCCCCUCAGAGUCUCCCAUUUAGUCACCCACCCUCUCCCAGCUGCGUCUUAGUGCUUAAGGGCUUAUGGAUAUGGGGCGGGGGGAGGUUAUGGAACUUGGGGAGCUAAUUCCCAAGCAUUGGGAAGUAAGAGUUUCUGGGCAGGCUUUCAUGAGAAGGGUGGAAUCACAUUUCUAGGAAACCCCUUCUGAAAUGGCCUUCCAGCCCAUUGGUCUCCUGAGUCUUCAGCUUUCCUUUUCUUUUGCCCCACCCUUGCUGACCUGCCUCUGAUCUUCACUUAUCUAUUAGCUUACUCAGUCUUACUAGUUCUCUCUGGAAAGGAAGGUUGGGACUGGUCUGGAGAAAUAAAAUGACUUCAAUGCCCCCGAGUUCCCUUUUCCAUUCCUUUUAAGUGUGCUCUUUUCCUCCCUAGAUAUCCAGGACCCUGCUGCUACCUGAGACCCUUUCUUUUAGGAGUAAAUGAACUGGCCUUCUUACUAGUCUCCCAGUCUCAUAGCCACUGCCUAAACUGUUACACAACCUGCUCCUCAUCUGUACUCACUUCCUUUUAUCCCUAUGACCACAGCCUCCUUGUCCAUUACCUCUCCUACCCACAAUCUCCACCCAUGAAAGCUGCUCUUUCCAUUAUAACAGACCCAGCCUCCUCCAUUUCACCAUUUCAUUUAACUCCCAUAUGCUUAAUUGAGACUAAAUCCCCAGACUUUGUGGUCUGCUAGUUUAAGACUACCUUUCCUCUUACUCCAACCUUAGUUAAAUAUCUUGAUUUUCACCGUGUGCCAACCUUCUCCUCUCUCCUAGACUGUAGGAUACUGCAUAUGAAGCCAGAACACAAGUAUGGCUUAACCCACUAAAACUUUUUGUCUUGGAAUUUCAUCUAAACCUCCAUCCUUUUUAGUCUGCUGAGUUCCUAAUGAACAUUCCAGAGAGAUUGUUUCCUAUCUUUCCCACUUUCUCAAGACACCAAUUUCAUCCUACCCUAUGAUCUCUUAAGAUUUACUUGCCUCCUGGGCCAUUGGUUCUGUUUCUUGAGGCUUCCUAGAAUUGAGAAACUAAUACCUCAACUUCUUUCUGCUUCAUUUAGGAUAACUCUAGUUCUAUAUCCAUCCCAUCUUUCUCCCUUUCUUCCCUGAAGUCUCAGAAUAAGAGAUGGCCUCUUGUUUUUUUCUUUUGUGUAUAUCUUUCUUCAUCAUUUUUCAUUUCUUCCAUAACUAAUUUUGUUCUGUCUUAAAAUACACAAACACACACACACCAAAAGGCAACCAAAUGAAAAUAAAGCAUUACCACUGACAUCUUAAUUCUGCCGUCUCUUCUAGCUAUCAUUCUAUUUAUCUUAUUCAUUUCACUGUCAUUUCUAGAAAGAGUACCAUAAAGCUUGUUUCCUCACCACAAAGUCACCUCUUAACUCUCUUAAUUUGGUUUCCUUUCUAUACUUUUUUUUUUUGUAUCUAGAACACAAAUUACCUUAUAAGAUCUUUAAUGAUCUUUUUUUCUACCAUUAUUGUUUUUGACUUCUCUAUGAUGUCCUUUUGCAUAUUCCCUUUAAAUUUUUUUGUGUAUUUUAUUUUUAAAAUUUAUCUUUAUUGCUGAAAGUAUUACAGAUGUCCUCUUUUCCCUCCUAUUGAUUCCCUCCACCUCACUCCCUCCCCCCCCCCCCAGGCCUUCACCGCACUAUUGUCUGAAUCCAUGGGUUAUGCACAUGUAAAUUCUCUGGUUAAUCUCUUCCUGCAUAAAAACAGCACUAAAAAUUCCACUAUGACAACAUCAAAGGAAAUUUUUAAAGAAAAUAAUCACCUGUAUUUUGAAGCUCUCAACAAUUGCUUUCAUUUUUUCAUGUCCAUGCUUUUUCAGUUUGUAUAAUACAUACAUAUUUUAUAUAAGUAUAAUCAUAGUGGACAUAUUUUUUGAAAUUCUGCAAAAAUAUUUUAUUGUAAAUAGUCUCUUUAUGCUGCAGUCUUUCCUGUUCAUCAUUUUCAAUGACUGCAUAAAAUUGUACCUAUCAGUAGAUUAUACUUUAUUAGACUAUUCCCCUAUUAUUGGACAUUUAGGUGACUCUCAAUUUUUCUGUGCUUUGAAUAUCUUAAUGCAUAUGGCUUUUUUCUUCUUUGUAAUUCUAU